This is a messenger RNA of Prorocentrum cordatum, 4371 nucleotides long. The record is from the annotation of a GenBank genome assembly. Lineage: Eukaryota; Dinophyceae; Prorocentrales; Prorocentraceae.
AUGCCUUACAGUGGCAACUACCGGGGAUGCUUCUGGAACGCACAGGCGCUUUGGGCUGCCCGUACGUCGAAUCAGAACGCCAAGUUCGGCCUGCUCACGAGGCUCCUCGACACCCACGACUUCGCUGGCGUCGUGGAGACCCAUGGCACCGACGGGAAGGUUCGAGGACGACACCUCCCCGCCGGGACGGUUGCCUUUUGGAGCUGGAACCUGGCCGGUUGGCGGUGCUUCGACUUAAAAGGCCCGCUGGGCAACCUCGACCUCUUCGUGGCCUACCUCGCCACUGGCGGAGAUCGGGUCGAAGACCAAGCAAGCAGGAGGGCAACCAUCGACACCCUCCACCUCAGCACGACAUCCCAGACGAGCACUCUCAGCAUUUACAUGGGGGAUUGGAAUUUCGUUAUGGAGGAAAAGGACAGAUGGUGCAAAACAUCGGGUGCUUGGACGGGCGCGAGGGACCACGAGGAGAAACUUGCGUUCGAAGCAGUGGCACUACAUCCCCAUAGGAUGCACGAGCUCGAGCAGGACCUGCACACGUUCCACGGCGGUCUGCACCUCGCGCGCCUGGACAGGAUCUAUAGCAACCACCACGUCCUGGAGCAGAUCGACAAGUCCAUGACGUGCACUGCGCUCCAACGUACGCGUCUGUCGGGCCAUCGCCCCCUCAGCUUCUCCUGCCGCAAGCGCGAGAAGCUUCCGAGCGACGCUCCGAACCUCAACCCGCACCACUUGCGGAAUGCACGCUGGGCAAAACGGGUCGCGGCAGAGUUGGAGGAACUCGAAAAGGAAGACGCCCGGACCAACGAUAUCCGACGGCUCGUCUUAGCCAAGCGGGCCAUGAGCACUGUCUCCAGCAACAUGCAGAGGGAGGAGGAGACCAACCCGGCAAGGAGCAUUGGGGACCAGCUUAGCUGCACCCUCAGCUUCAUCCGUGCCGCUGAGAAGACCCAUGUCCGGACGAUGCGCCGGAGGGCGGCGGACUACCCUGAAAUUCGAGAGUACGUUGAUCCAAAAGACCCUGAGGCUCGCAGCCGGGACGGUUUUCAGCGUCUGAAGGACCAUGCCCUUGAUGUCGCUCGCCAAUCGCUCACGGAGGAGAUGCGGGACCUCGCGGCCGCCCAACUUGAGCCGAAUGACCCGCGCCGGAAGGCUCGGAAAGAACACAUUUUACGGAAACUCAAGCGACUCGUCCCUGGCGCCAGUGACGCAAUCAAGGCCGUGAAGGACCCAGAACACGGCAUGUGCACGUCCCCGGAGGAGAUCGCCCGCUGGGAGUGGAGAGUCAGCCACCAGGACGUGGCGCAUGCGAUUUCUCACAGCGAGAACACCAUGCCCGGACCUGACGGCAUCCCAUUCCAGGCUUGGAGACAGCUGGGCCCGCUGGGAGUGGACAUCCUCACCAGGGCGGCAUGGGCGCUCGAGCGCGAGGACGCCGAAGACCUCUUGAUUGACGGCUACCGCGACGAGUCCGACGAAAGCGACCACUUCUUCAACUUGAGCACGCUGGUCUGCCUGCCCAAAAAAGCAGCCGGCACCACGGACAACGACCUUCCCUUCUUCCUCCCGGAGGGGACGCCGCGGUGCUUUGCUUACGCAGACGACGCCGCCUUGGUGAUCGACAACAUCACGGAGCAGGGGCCCCGGCUGGCUCGCUUGUUCGAUGAGUUCUCCCGCAUUUCUGGUCUGGAUCUCAACCUCGGCAAGUGCAUUGUCAUCCCACUUGACGGCGGGAACACGACGGAAUUCCAGCAGCAGCUUGCCCAAAACGUCCCCGCAUGGGGCCAGAUGCAGGUCCGCCUGAAGGGCAAAUACCUCGGCUUUAUUAUUGGGCCCGCCAAGGAGGAGGAGAGUUGGAGGGAACCGCUUGAGAAGUACGUCUCACGCUGCCGUGUUUGGUACAAUAUUGGCGAGGGGCUGCAGUACAGCGCCCUCGUCUACAACACAUUCGUCGCAUCGGUGCUGACCUUCGUCAUGCAGCUGGAGCGCCUCCCAGACGAAUCCCUGACGCGGGAGUCGCAGGUGUUGCAACAGAUGGCUAAGGGGCCCGGGGGAUGGUUCCUCAUCGCGGACCUUUUCACGCUCAAAGAACGGUUUGGCAUGGCGAAAUCUUUCCACUCCCUAGCAUGGCUGGCCCUUUCGGCGAGAUGCAGGGUGGGCAGCUUCGACCGGGCCUGCAGCCAAGGGCGUCUUCGGGAGCUGUCCGGCAAGCUCGCCAGGGCUCGUGGCUUGGGGUUGCGUCCUCAUGUCCUCGUGGAGUGGCGUGAGUGGUUCAAGGGCGCAUUCGUGCUGAACCUCGAACAGGCGCAGGACUACGUGCACCGAGUCUUAGGAGGGAUGCGCAAACUACAGAAUUCCAUGGCCGACGACGUGUUCCGAAAAAAAUUCCAGAAAGUUGUGUACCAGGGCAUCUUGGACAACGAGGCCCCCCACGCUCUGAUGCGGGUGCGGCACAAACUCAACCUCCGCCACCUGUGGGAUGCCUCUCUCUUCCCACAGCCGCCGGGCACCAGCGUCUUGCAGAGCACGCCGCACUACGGGGCUCGCCGGGCCCUCCGGCAACUUCAGGAGCUGAGGGCGGUGGUGGCGCCACGCGUGCAGUCAGCGGUGUUCAGCACAAUGUGGAAUAGAUGGACAACCCACCGCCGCUUCCAACAGCGCCACGCCCCUACCAAUCGCUGCCUGCUCGGGUGUCCGCCCGGGGCCGAGGACUCAAUUGAGCAUUGCUGCCGAUGCCCGUUGACGGCUCGGCUGCUGCAGCGGCGGCUCAACCUGGACGCGUCGAUCUUUGGCAACCUCCACACGUUCAUGCUCACGAACAUCCACAUCAAAGACGAGGAGACGCUAUGCAAGGUAGGGUUACUGAUCUACGCCGUAUACAACGCCGUCAACAGCAUUCGACACAGCGAGGUGGCACCCGAGGCCUCCUUCGACUGCAUGUGCCAAUCCUUGCGGGAGGCGGCCAAGAGGCACAGGUACUCGACCGCGGUGCUCGACGGCGCCUUCCGGACACCGCGGGGGGCGUCCGAGGCUUCCGAGCCCACGCAGGGCAGCCUGGCCGACGGGGCAUUUGAAGCCGGAAAGGGGCACCCGCAGAAGAAGCCGCCCACGUGCGCCCGCUUCUCCGCCGCCGCGGGCUCUGUCAAGCAAGGGCCCAGGGAUCCGGGCCGUGGGAACGUGAUUGCCGUCGAUCGGCAGGACGCGGUGGCAAGGAUAUUGAGCAUGAUAAGCGAUAACCUUGACCAGGCACAGUCGGAGGCCAUUGCACUAGCGGGGUGCAGCAGCCUGCAUUGGAGCAGGCGUGCGGGCUUUUCCGUUCUCGCCGCCGCCUCGUGUGGCAGCAUCCCCAGGACGGCGGCGACGACGACGGCGGCGGCAACGACGGCGGCGGCGGCCUCCUCCAAGGCCGCCGCGCCGCCCGCGGGCCUCACGGCGGCGCCCCCGCCGCGCCUGCCGCCCGCGCCCUGCGCCUGCGAGGGCCGCCCGAGCCUCGGCGCCCGCGAGGAGCGCCCCGCGCGGGCGCCGGCGGCGGCGGCGGGCGACCGGCGUGCGGGCGCCCGGGUCCUGAGCGCCGCAGCGCGCUGGCUGUGCCGGCCGAGUCGCAGGCGCUGCGCCGACGGCGACGCGUGCGUGGACGGGCAGGCGAUGCUCCGCUGCCUGCUCUGCAGGUGGAGGAUCGUCCUCGCAAGGUGCCCGACUGGGGCGCGGCGCUCGAGGCGGCCCUGGGCCAGCGGCACGCGCGUGCCGUCGCCGCCGAGGUCGGCGGCGCGCCGCACUGGCACCGCGUCUGCCGCUGGGAGGUACGCCUCCUCCCAGCAUCCACUGAGGGCGCCACGCGAUGCGGGCGCGACAGGCCUCAGUGUGCACGCGCGCAUACCGCACCGCGGCGCCCGGCGACUGGAACGCGGGCGGCGGGCUGGAGCGCGGCGGGGAGGCGCUGUGGCAGCUGCCCGAGGUCCCGCCGGACGGCGUGCGCGUGACGCUCCAGCUGCUUGGAGUGGAGAGCGCGAAGCGGUGCAUCGGGGCGGGGCCCGCGGCCGCCGUGCAGGCCCAGAGGCUGGGCGGGCCUGCCGCGCCGGGCGGCGCGGCAGGGGUGGGCGCCGCCUACCGCCUGCAGGCGUUUUGGGACAUCCUCGCCGCACGGCGAGCGGCGCCGCGAGCUGGUCCAGCAGGAGCUGCCGGCCCCGAGCCUGGCGCCCGGCACCUACGCGCUGCAGCUGACCUCCCACAACAGCCGGGCGGCCUUCUCCGCGAGGCCCGUCUUCGGCCCCAGCUUCCGGGCCACCGGCUCGAAGUGACCUGGGCGUGCCGCCGUGCUGGGAGUAGUAGUAGUAGUAGUAGUAGUAGUAGUAGUAGUAGUGGUAGUAGUAGUAG